CUAUAAUCAAUAUACGGACAUCGCUUCUUCUCCAUCGACCGUCCAUCAACGCCAUCGUGCUUCUUCUCAGUCGACUUGGCUUGUUCUUCUCCAGCACCGCUGCUUCUCCUAAUCUGUUCUUCACCGUAGACUCCAUCUCCUUCGUCGGUUUGCUUCUACAUUGGAUUCCUGAUUUCGAACUGCAAUAAUCGAUUUUUAGGGAUCACAAGAUUAAAAGGGAGACGCACGGAAAAGAGGAGAAGGCCUGUUAUCGUCUUGUUUAUUAUUCCAUCUCGCCUCCCUGAGACUUCCUGCGCUGAUCAAUCCCAAAUCCGACAUCAAACUCACUAAUGGAGCAAGAGGUGAUAGAAUCAGAGAUGGUGUUACCUACUCACCUAAGUUUUAAAAAGAUUCAGAUGUACGAAAAGUACCCAAAAGGUCAAGCUAGAGGGAGGCAUUGGAAACAUCUCAAGCAGAUCAUACAAGCUGAAAAUUACCAAAAUUAUCCUGCUGAUGAACCAAAUUAUGUUAAUAUUGAAUCUCCACCUUCGAUGCACCCUCGGAAGCAAAUUUGUGAUAUAACUGGAUUUGAGGGACCUUAUAGCGACCCAAGAACCCAUCUGAGGUAUGCAAACACAGAAGUGUUUAAGGUGAUCAGAUCGCUUCCUAACGAGUAUGUGCAAAGAUAUCUUGCUCUCAGAAAUGCAGCAGUUGUUCUCAAGUAAUAUAAAAUUCAUUUCUCCAUUCCAUUUAAUGUGUUACUAUUUGAUCCUUUCGGAGGUUGUUAACAUUUGAGUUUGAAUGAAUAUAUAUAUAUUUUAACCGGCUUUCAACUGUUUGAGUUUAACCCAUUUCAUCUGCUUGAUUUUCUAGCCAAGCUUUUAUAUGUUAUCCAAUUCACCGUUUGAUGAUAAAAUGUGGCCGAGAUUAACCCAUUGUAAGUAAGUGGUUAAUCUCGGCCAUAUUUAACUUGGUGGGUGGUGUAUCCAUGUGAGUUUUGAAAUUGAUUUAUGUGAUAUUGAAUAAUUAGAGAAUAAGAUACUCUUUUGUAAAUAAAUGAUUUGCAGGAGAUGAUAUUUAGAUGUGUUUUUUUUCCCUGUUAGUGGUUGAUUUAAAUUCUAUAUUAGAAG
Molecule: messenger RNA, 1109 nt
Organism: Lactuca saligna
Lineage: Eukaryota; Viridiplantae; Streptophyta; Magnoliopsida; Asterales; Asteraceae
Source: the annotation of a GenBank genome assembly